AUGGCCGACUCGGACGAGGAAUACGUCGGAGACGUCACCGAGGAUGAGGAUGAUCUCCAGGUAACCCGGAAAGAUCAGGUCGGGACCAGGAAGAGAAAACAGCGGGGAGGAGCUGAGUGGGAGUUGUCCAGGACCUGGGAAACGCUCGUCGAAGGCGCAGAUGGUACAAUCAGUGCGACUGUGGAGGGGCUGCUGGAAGCUGGGAAGCGGAAAAGAUUGUUAAAGGAUACAACUCCUCUCCAACGCGGUAUUAUACGACAUCUGAUCCUUGUCCUCGAUCUUUCACAGUCCAUGUCCGAAAAGGAUCUACGUCCGACACGCUACCUGCUGACCCUGCGAUAUGCGCAGGAAUUCGUUCGAGAAUUCUUUGAACAAAACCCCAUCUCCCAACUGGGUGUCUUGGGCCUACGGGAUGGCCUGGCUCUUCGAAUCAGCGAUAUGAGUGGAAAUCCCACGGAACACAUGACAGCCAUCCAAUCGCUCAAGACCCAAGAUCCAAAAGGUCUGCCCAGUUUGCAAAAUGGUCUAGACAUGGCGCGAGGUGCCCUGUUUCACACCCCCAACCAUGGCACUAGGGAAGUGUUGGUGAUUUUUGGCUCUCUUUUGUCCUCGGACCCGGGUGAUAUUCACCAGACCAUCAAUACCUUGAUCAGUGACAAGGUACGAGUCCGCAUUGUCGGACUCGCUGCACAGGUCGCGAUUUGUCGCGAGCUUUGCACGAAAACGAACGGAGGUGAUGAAACAGCCUACGGUGUGGCGCUUAAUGAGCAGCAUUUCCGGGAGCUGAUGAUGGAUGUGACCACACCACCCGCCGUAUAUUCUCAGAAACAAUCUGCUAGCUCACUGUUAAUGAUGGGGUUUCCAUCUCGAACAGUAGAGUCAAAAUUCUCUCUCUGCGCUUGCCACUCGAAACCAUCCCGGGGUGGGUACUUAUGCUCUCGCUGUGGCAGCAAGAAUGAUCCCGAAUUCGCAAAUGGUCUCGCCAUUAUCCUUGGUCAUCCCAAUACGCCCGCCUCGGAGACCGAGAUGAGUCGCGAAGAUGAUCUUGUUUUACAGGCCAAAUGUUUCUUCUUCUCACGGAAAGAAAACAUCUCUCCACCCAUUGACUUCACUGCCUAUAAAUCGUGGCUAAUUGCAUCAUCGCCUUGCGAGCCUCAUGAAUCGAGUGGUCCAGCUGAUUCCUCUAAUGCCCCCGGUUCCGAGCGACCAGCGGACACGGAACCUACGUAUCCAUCUUCGUUUGCGCAUAUAGUCGAGCUUAUUACCACAGGGCAGCCAAUCCCGGGGAUUGAACAGAUUCCAGACACUGUGUUGACAGGGCAUGACAUCUCAAGUGAGAAGCCUCGGCGACGCAAGCCAUGGGAGAAGGAUGGAUUGGAACAAACGCAGGAUGAAUCUACAACUGAAGUUUCAUCUGCAUGA
Messenger RNA from Penicillium pulvis, 1422 nucleotides. Its product is annotated as Ssl1-domain-containing protein. Bases 1 to 1422 code for a protein of 473 amino acids. Lineage: Eukaryota; Fungi; Ascomycota; Eurotiomycetes; Eurotiales; Aspergillaceae. The transcript has 5 exons. Gene Ontology annotation, biological process: nucleotide-excision repair; regulation of transcription by RNA polymerase II. Gene Ontology annotation, cellular component: transcription factor TFIIH holo complex. The record is from RefSeq and is a predicted model, not a curated record.